CGAGUUUAGCAGCCGCGCGCGCGACUCAGUGAAAAGUGCAGCCGUGUGCCGGAGAGCCGCCGUACGACUCGUUACAGCCGGUUAUUUUCCGAGGGUUUGUACCGCUGGAAAACUUUUGUACUCACUCGCAUUCGAGCUCGAGUGCAACAUUCAGUUGUUUGAAAUGGAAAUAAAGUUUGUAGGAGUUCAGCGCUGGUGAAUUACAGGCGGCUGAGCGGCGCAACAUUGCUUCCCUGACAGCCUUUCAUUUGGGAUUAUUUUUACAGUUUUGAACCUUUUUUUUGGACUUCUGCUCCUUAUGGACGCCUGACAGGUGGUGGACCAUCAGGAAAGUCAGGAUGUAGGCUGGAGAGCAGGCUGGCUAUGGGAUGGUGUCUGCUCUAACUAACCCAGUAUGAGUGCUGGUCUGGGCUCCUGUGUGUGUCCCCGUGUGUGUCCCUGUGUGUGUCCCUGUGUGUGUCCCUGUGUGUGUCCUGGCUGGAGGAGUGUAUAGUUCCACCUCUGUAGGCUCUGAUGGAGCUGCAGGCGAUCUGUGGCCUGCUCUACUGCUUUCUGCUGCCCACUGCACUGCUGGCAGCUUGCCUGUUUCGCUACAACGCCCUUUCUUUAGUCUACCUUCUGUACCUGCUCCUGCUGCCAUGGUUCACCUGGCCCAACAAACACUCAGCACGAGGACACACGGGGCGAUUCAUCAUCGCCUUGUUCAGCACCAGCCUGCUGUUCCUGCUCGCCCAGGUCACCUUCCAGAUCUGCCUAUACACAGUGCCUGGCCUGGACGAUGCUCUGGGACACAACUGUAGCACAUGGGAGUCUCUGGCGAGGCACAUCGGGGUGUCCAGGAUAACGCUGGACGAUCCCUGGAACGCCGUGCGUCUCCUUUCGCCGGACCUGGGAGUGUUCAUCAUGUCUCUGAUCACCAUUGUGUUGUGUAGGCGUUUGCUGAAGAGGAGAGAGGACGGGUCAGCGCUGCUGCACAGCUUACAAGAAGAGACCCAAACAGACGAGGAAGAAGAGACAGAGGAGGAUGAAGAUGAUGAAGGUGAGGGGGAGGAGGAAGCAGACAGGAAGGAGGAAAAGACCAGAGGACCGGCUCAGCUGUGCGCUCAUCUCAGAGCUACAGCUCAGCGCUUUCUUCACAACAUGGGCAGAGUGCUGGCGGUCACGCUGCUGGGGCUGGCAGGUAUCACGUUGCCUUCGGCUUUUUCCUCCGUCUACUUCCUGCUCUUUAUCUUUUUGUGCACCUGGUGGGCUUGCCACCUUCCCAUCAGCCACCUUGGCUUCAACGCGCUGUGUGUGAUGGUGGGACUGUUCACAGCGGGGCACUUGGUGUGUUUGUACUUGUACCAGAGUACGGUGGCACAGAGCUUCCUCAUCCCAGGCAGUCUGUGGGCCAGGCUUUUUGGCCUAAAGGAUAUCGUUAGCCCUUUUAAUUGCUCCUCCCACACCGAUGACCUCGUAUUCAACACAAAGCAUGAUUGGCCCGUGUUCGUCAAUCCAGGCAUCCUGUUUCUUCUCUACGUCUCUGUAGUAACCGUCCUGAAGAUCAGCACUCAUGGUCACCAAGAAAAGAAGGAGGGCGUGGGAGAGGAGGUGGAGCUAAUGGCAUGGCGGGCGGGCGAAAAAACCCCUGAAGAUGACACUAAGCGAAUGCUGCUGGGUGAAGGUGAAAGUCCUAGACAGGAAACCGACCCCAACGAUGGCAAAGCCCACAGUACAAACGGUUCUCAUCAGCACGACCCAGGUUCCAGCACAGAGACAGCACAGCAGCAGCAACAGCAAGACAGUCCAGUACGAUUAGCAGGGAGGAUGAUCAUGCAGCAGAGUUACAUCUGUGCUCUCAUCGCCAUGAUGGUAUGGAGUAUCACCUACCACAGCUGGUUGACUUUUGUGCUGCUCCUAUGGGCAUGCCUGAUCUGGAUGCUGCGAGCACGCCGCCACUUCGCCAUGCUCUGCUCUCCCUUUAUCCUGCUGUAUGGCAUUGGGCUCUGCUGCCUGCAGUACGUCUGGGCCAUGGACCUGGAGCCUGAACUGCCAAAGCACUUGGGCUCCAUGAGCCUGAGACAAAUGGGACUUGACCGAGCGCCGUAUCCCUGUCUGCGCCUGGGAGCCAUGCUGCUGUUCACGCUGACGUUCUGGCUGCUUUUACGACACUCUGUAAAGGACAAGUUUGGGAGGAAGAAAAAGCAGAGCGUGCCACUCGAGGAGGUCACCACUGGAGAGGGCACCACCCAUGAUGACUCCAUUCUAAAGCUGCUGGGAGGAGUAGUGAUGGAUCUCUAUGCUAAGUACUGGAUCUAUGUGUGUGGAGGAAUGUUCAUCAUGGUCAGCUUCGCCGGCAAGCUGGUGGGCUACAAGAUCGUCUACAUGCUGCUGUUUCUGCUCUGCAUGUGCCUCUUCCAGGUGUACUACUCUUUAUGGAGGAGGCUACUAAAGCCAUUCUGGUGGUUGGUGGUGGCCUACACCAUGUUGGUGCUCAUUGCCAUCUAUACUUUUCAGUUUGAGGACUUCCCAGACUACUGGAAGAACUUCACCGGCUUCACAGAGGACCAGCUGGCAGAUAUCGGCCUCGAGACGUUCAAGUUAUCUGAGCUGUUUAGCAGUAUUCUGAUUCCCGGCUUCUUCUUGUUGGCCUGCAUCCUGCAGCUGCACUACUUCCACAAGUCAUUCAUGAAGAUCACAGACCUGGAGAAUGUCACGCCUCUGCACAGAAAGAAAUCUGCCCUAAAGACAGAGAGAGGAGGCUGUGAGGAGGAAGAUCGGACUACAGAAAUGGGAGAUGAUGAGUCAGAAGAUGGAGUGAUGGUGCCCAGUAAGUGGGGACUGGUGAUGGACAGACUCAUGGUGCUCUUUAGGAAGUUCCUAGACAUCCUCACAGACGUUCAGGUUUUUCUCUGGCGUGUCCUGGAGUUCCACAUCCACAAAAUCGUUGCUCUGUUCGUCGUCUGGGUGGCACUCUCCGAGCCAUCUGUGAUGAACUUGGUGUUGGUGGUACUGUGGUCAUUUGCGAUGCCCUUCGCACGUUUCAGGCCCAUGGCCUCGUGUGUGUCCACCGUCUGGGUUUGCGUGAUCAUCGUCUGCAAGAUGCUGUACCAGCUCAGCAUCGUCAAACCUGAGGAGUACUCUAACAACUGUACAGUGCCUUUGAUUAAUGAGACGAGUCUGAACCCUAAUGAGAUCCUGAACUCCACACUUUAUAGAGCGCCUGUAGAUCCGGCCAACUGGUUCGGAUUCAGGAAGGACGCCACUGCUUUAGGAUACAGUAAGAACCAUCUCAUGGUGCUGCUGUUGCUGGUGUUUGAGGCGACUGUGUACCGGCACCAGAUCCAUCACUUUAAGCAGAUACAGCGCUCUCCUCCCUCCAUCCCUGCUAUCUUCCCACAAUCCACACGUGACAAACUGGACGAGGGUCUGUUACCCUGCAUCAGAUAUCUGCUCAACUUCAGCUUCUACAAGUUUGGCCUUGAGAUCUGCUUCCUGAUGACUGUGAAUGCGAUUGGCCAGCGCAUGAACUUCCUGGUCUUGAUCCACGGGUGCUGGUUGGUUGCCAUCAUGGUGCGUCGUCGGCGCGAGGCCAUCUCCCAGAUCUGGUCUAAAUACUGCAUCUUCCUGGUCAUCUUCAUGAUCUAUCAGUACAUCCUGUGUGUGGGAAUGCCUCCUGCUCUCUGUGUUGACUACCCAUGGAGAUGGAAAAACAAAAUCACCAUCAACUCACCUCUGAUUAAAUGGAUCUAUCUGCCUGAUUUCUACACCAUCCCCAACUCCAAGAACCUCAUCGCGGACUUCCUGCUGCUUAUGUGUGCCUCGAUGCAGUGGGCAGUGUUUGAGAAUGAGAAGAAAGAGGAAUGGAUGGUGAUGGGAGGAGAGAAUAAGGACAACGCAGACCCCAUGGAGGACAUGCUGUUUAACCCAGCUCCUAAUUUCAUCAACUGCAGGUCUUACUUGGACAUGGCGAAAGUCCUAGUGUUCCGCCACAUGUUCUGGGUCGUGUUGGCCGUCGUGUUCGUGACGGGCUCCACGCGGAUCAGCGUGUUCGGUCUGGGCUAUCUCCUGGCCUGCUUCUUCUUCCUGCUGUACGGUAGGCGUCUGAUGAUCAAACCGUCACGUACACGCCUGCUCAUGUGGGACUGCCUCAUCAUCUACAACGUGGGAGUCAUCAUCGCCAAGAAUUCUCUGUCCGUCCUGGCCUGUGUGUUUGUCGCUGAGAUGCAGGCACGUUUCUGCUGGGUAAUCCAGCUCUUCAGUCUUGUCUGUACUGUCAAAGGCUACUAUGACCCUACAUCUCUGAGCGACAAAGAGUGCAGUUUGCCUAUUGAGGAGGCAGGCAUCAUCUGGGACAGCAUCUGCUUCUUCUUCCUCUUACUUCAGAGGAGAGUCUUCAUCAGCUUCUACUUUCUGCACGUGACCGCGGAUCUGCAGGCAUCUGCGCAACAGGCAUCACGGGGUUUCGAGCUGUUCAAUGCCAGCAUUCUGAAGAACGUGCGUUUUUAUCAGCAGGCUGAGAAAAAAUCCAUCCAGCAGCUGAAGGGCUCGAUGAAGCGAAUCCGUGACAAGCAGCAGCGUUAUAAAGAUGGACGGAAGAUAUCUGAAAGAGAGCAGCAGCCAUCAGAGUCUCAGGAAGAGACGAAGGAGGGAAAGAAGAAAAAAGAGUGGCACCGUCCCUGGAUAGAUCAUGCAACUGUAUUGCAUUCUGGAGAUUACUACCUGUUUGAAUCAGACAGUGAAGAUGAGGACGUCUUAGAAGAGGAGCAGAAACAACAUAAACAGACUCCAUUUCAAAUGGCCUACCAGGCGUGGGUAACUAGCGCUAAACAGGUACUACGAGAGCGACAACAGAGACAGAAAGAACAGAGACUGGAGAAAAAGAGACAUCUGGCUGUCUCGCAGGCCUCAGGUGAUGUUGUGGAGGCAGAGCCUGUUUUUGAGGAGGAAGAGGAACAGGAGGAGGCAGGAGAACAAGAAGAGGAGUCAGGUUCUGGCAGCGAUACGGUGCAGCGGAUCCUGGACGUGCUGAAGUUCCUGUGGGUGCUGUGCUUGGCCAUGGUGGACAGCUUCACACUGUGGCUCAACCUGCUCACCAAGCAGUACGUCGACACAUCGACUGUCCUGUGUGAGGAACGCUACCUGCUCAUCCACCACAUCAGCCAGAGGCCUGCAAGCGAGCCCACAGAUGACCAGCUGUCUGAGGAAAGUGAAAGCAUCACCCUGGACACAUGUCUGGAUGAGACCGAUACUGACCUUCUCAACAUCAGUCGUACUGCCAGCGCUGAUGAUCUGGAUGACACUUUUGAGUCCGAGGAGCCUCGAGCCCACAGCAGGAUGACGCUGUGCUCUCAGCCCACUAUAGAUCUGGAGUCAGAAGCACAAUGCUUAGAACAACAAAGGAGAGCCAGAACAGCCAGUGAACUGCUCACAGACAGGCCCUAUGCUAUUGAGGAGCUGGUACAGAGUCAUCAGUUUUAUGCCUCCCAGAACCGGCUGCUUAAACUCCUCUUUGCACUGUGUAACGUCCUGGCUGCGCACUCGGAGCUGGUGUGCUACUUUAUAAUCGUGCUGAACAACGUGGUCACGGCCUCCGUCAUAUCGCUGGUGCUGCCCGUCCUCAUCUUCCUCUGGGCCAUGCUGUCAGUGCCACGGCCUUCUAAGAGGUUCUGGAUGACUGCCAUAGUUUACACCGAGGUCAUGGUGGUGGUCAAGUACCUGUUCCAGUUUGGCUUUUUCCCCUGGAACAGUGAAUAUGAGCUUAAAGUAAACGAGAACAAACCCUACUUUCCUCCACGGAUCCUCGGCCUAGAGAAAACCGACAACUACAUCCGUUAUGAUCUGCUACAGCUGCUGGCCCUUUUCUUCCACCGCUCUCUGCUCCAGCGCUACGGUCUGUGGGACCAGGAAGGACAUCUAGAACAAAAAAGCACAAAAGAGAAAAAGAAGAAGAAGCAAGCUGAAGAGGUGACGGAGGACAAAACCGCCAAGCCUGAUGCGGCCGAGCCACAAGUGGACAUUAAGGCAGAAAACCAGACCGAGCCUGAAGAUGCACAAAAUCCAGAGAUAACACCUGAACCCGAAGAGCCCAAGAAAAAAGGCGGAUUUUUGCGCUUCCGUAAGAAGAUGUCCUCAGACAAAGAUACCGCAGCAAAAGAAACCAAGAAGAAGAAGAAGGCCAAAGGCCAGCGCAAAAAGGAAGCCAGUAAAAAGCUCAAGGCUUUUGGAGAAAAACUUAAAGGCUUUUUCAUCUCUGUAGUGAGGAAUACUUACACGCCAACGCAGACAUUCAUCCACAACAUCCUGCAUACUGAGUACCGAGCUGCCACAGACGUCUACGCCCUGAUGUUCCUCACGGAUGUGGUGGACUUCAUUGUUGUCGUCUUUGGCUUCUGGGCUUUUGGAAAACAUUCCGCUGCCGCAGACAUCGCCACCUCACUCUCAGACGACCAGGUCCCGGAGGCCUUCCUCGUCAUGCUCCUCAUCCAGUUCAGCACCAUGGUGAUCGACCGCGCUCUCUACCUGAGAAAGGCUGUGCUUGGAAAACUCAUCUUCCAGGUCCUCCUAGUGCUGGGCAUCCACAUCUGGAUGUUCUUUAUCCUGCCUGCAGUCACCGAGAGGAUGUUCAACCAGAACUUUGUGGCCCAGCUCUGGUACUUUGUCAAGUGCAUCUACUUCACUCUGUCUGCGUAUCAGAUCCGCUGUGGCUACCCCACUCGCAUCCUUGGAAACUUCCUCACUAAGAAGUUCAACCACCUUAACCUCUUCCUCUUCCAAGGGUUUCGCCUGGUUCCGUUCCUGGUGGAGCUUCGGGCCGUAAUGGACUGGGUCUGGACCGACACGACGCUCUCUCUCUCUAACUGGAUGUGUGUGGAAGAUAUUUACGCCAACAUCUUUAUCAUAAAGUGCAGUCGCGAGACUGAGAAGAGAUAUCCUCAACCAAAAGGGCAGAAAAAGAAGAAGAUAGUGAAAUAUGGAAUGGGCGGGCUCAUUAUCUUUUUCCUCAUCUGUAUCAUCUGGUUCCCCCUCCUCUUCAUCUCUCUGGUCAGAUCGGUUGUGGGUGUGGUCAACCACCCCGUGGAUGUAACUGUGACAGUCAAGUUGGGAGGAUACGAGCCCCUGUUUACCAUGAGUGUGCAGCAGCAGUCUAUACAGCCUUUCACUGAGAAGGAUUACGACCGCCUUACAAAGCAGUUUGAAAGCAAUGCAGUGGCCAUGCAGUUCAUAACGCUGUACAGCUACGAAGACAUUGUGACCGCUUACGUCGAUGGCAGUUCAGGCUCGGUGUGGAGAAUCAGCCCUCCCAGCAGACAGGAAGUGAUUAAGGAGCUGCUAAACAGCUCGGCAGACAUAACACUGCGGCUAGCAUGGAACUUUCAGAGGGACUUGGGGAAGGGUGGAACGGUGGAAAACACUUUCGAUAAGUACUCCAUCAAUCUGGAACCUGGAGACCAUGUGAGAACACAUCUAGCCUCACUGCUGCUGGGAAAUCGCACCGAACCAGUUCGAGUGCCUCACAUGUUCCCCAACUACAUUAGAGCCCCGAACGGAGCUGAGGCCAAACCUGUCAGCCAGCUGUAUAAAAGAGAUGAGGAGGACUAUCAGGACGUGACGCUCUCUCUAAAGAGGGACAGCUCAGUAAGCAGCAGCGGCACUCAGGAGUGGUGGGACAUCAGUGUUGCAGAUUGUGGCACGCCUGCGCGGCCCUGUGGGGUUCUACCCAUGGUCAUCUUUAAUGACAAAGUGAGCCCGCCCAGUCUGGGCUUCCUGGCUGGAUACGGGAUCAUGGGACUGUAUGUAUCUGUGGUGCUGGUAAUCGGUAAGUUCGUGCGUGGUUUCUUCAGCGAGAUCUCUCACUCCAUCAUGUUCGAGGAGCUGCCCUGUGUCGACCGCAUCCUCAAACUGUGCACGGACAUCUUCCUGGUGCGCGAGACGGGCGAACUGGAGUUGGAGGAAGAGCUCUAUUCUAAACUCAUCUUCCUCUACCGAUCACCAGAGACUAUGAUCAAAUGGACCAGGGAGAAGGACGACAACUAACCUGCACUGUUCUCGGACUUUAGCAGCGUCUGGCUUGGUGCAGGACCGUCCUACAAAAAGCACUUCCCUUUAGGCCUUUUAGGAUCCUGCAGGUCAAGCAGAGCUUCAGGGUGAAUUUAUAACGGCUGUAAGGAUGUUUCAUGAGCACAGAGUUCAUAGCAAUUUUAUUUCUAACGCUGCUGCACUGUGUUGAAAGUGUUUAUGAGAAAGACAAAGAGGAAGUUGGACUCGAAAAACCGACACUAGAUGGUGUUUGGAGAUUUCUGUGCGCGAGCUGUAUGUUGAAACAUUACAGUCGACAGUUUAGGCCUGAGCAGUCUUACUGAGUGAGUGAAUGUGACCUUAUACCCAGUCCUUCAGUGACAAACACUAUAGUCAUGUACUCCUGUUGUAAUAAAUUAACCUAAAACUGUUUACAUACGGAAUGUCUCACCUAGUAAGUUGAAAAUGGUUAUAUGGGGGGAAAAGGGAAAAGUCAAAAACUUGAAGUUGAUGCAAAAAAAACAAAAAGAAAUGGCUGUUACGUUUUAAGGACUGGAUGAAAAAAAAAAAAAAAAGGAAAACGUUUUGUGUCGGACUUUGCCUCUUUAGUUUUGCACUGGAGCUUAAACACACAUGUAACUAAAAUGUAGGAAGUUUUUCUUCCCACUUUUACUACACAAGUCAAAGUGGAACUCAUCCUCAUCUUUCUCCUCCUGAACCUACAUCACCGAGCAAGCUGUAUGCGAUUAGACACUCAGUAAAACGUUUUUCGGCGAAUAAUUACAUCUCCGCUGUCAUUACUUACUUGUUAACUCCUCUACUUAUCCUCACAGCUCCGGUGCGAAACUAAAAAAGGGAAAAGAUCCGACUCGGCUGACUGACUACCGGGGUUUUUUUUUUUUUUUUUUUUUUUCUUGUCAAACUGUUUCUUUGCAGGUGUCAUGUUAAGAAAUGAGACUUUAGAUGAAAAUAGCUGUCUGCUAAACUACCGUGUUUCAUUCCCACGAUGUUUUAUGGACGGUGUCUUUCACCUCAUUUCACUCGUCUUAACUGCCAUUUAGAUCCAGCUGUGCCAACUAACUAAUCAGUGACGGCUGGAGGUUUUACUAUACAGGUUAAAGUCUUUUAAAAGACCUUUCCUCUUUAUAUUUAUUCAUACUGUCAUAAUUUUCUACUUUCAUAAAUUUAUUAUUGAAUUAUUGAAAAUUCUUGGUGAUGGAUUUUUUUUUUAUAUUUUAUUUUUAAAUUUACCACAUCUAUAAUUAAAAUCAGUGAUGCGAAUCAUCAUGAUUCCUGCCUUCUCCCCUUUCAUAAAACAUUCAGUGCUAUAAAAUUGCUGGAAAUUU
Molecule: messenger RNA, 9344 nt
Organism: Clarias gariepinus (North African catfish)
Lineage: Eukaryota; Metazoa; Chordata; Actinopteri; Siluriformes; Clariidae
Gene: piezo1
Product: piezo-type mechanosensitive ion channel component 1
Exons: 51
Coding region: 514-8016 (2500 amino acids)
Source: RefSeq, a predicted model, not a curated record